ACUUCAUAUCGACUUGUGGUAUUACGUCAUUUGUACGCGCCGCAGACCACUCCACGACACCGAGCAUGGGACACCUUGGUGGCAUAUUUCUUAUAAUUCACUUGGUAACCUGCUGUCAAAGUUUGGACACAUCAGCGGGCAGUCAGCCUGACUGCAAUCAGUCGCAGUUCAGGUGCACUAAUGGGAAGUGUAUUCCACGCCCCUGGGUCUGCAACGGGAACAGAGACUGUGAGGAUGACGCUGACGAACUCGGUUGCAGUGUGCUGAAGUGUAAGAGAGACGAGUUUCCCUGCCGUGACGGCACAGGAUGUGUCUCCCGCAGCUUCCUCUGCGACGGGGCGGACAACUGCGCCGAUGGCAGUGACGAGGCCUCCUGUCGGAACUGCACCGGGGACUUCUUUCAGUGCGGGCGGAUGGACAUCUAUGUGCCCAGAGCCAGGCUCUGUGACGGACAGGCCGACUGUCCCGACGGGCAGGACGAAGGCGGGGACGAGUGUCCGUCGGCCGUGCUCCCGGCCCCUCCUUCGUGUGCUGACUCGGAGUUCCAUUGUGGCGACGGUCAAUGCGUGCCUCACUCCUGGAGGUGUGAUCACUCCCCCGACUGCGGCGAUGGGAGUGAUGAGGACAACUGCGAUCAGAAUGAGUGCCGUGUGAACAACGGCGGCUGCUCUCACCUGUGUGUGGACAUGCCUAUGGGCUUCCUCUGUGACUGUCCCAGCGGUAUGAGGCUGGUGAGAGACACCCACUGUGAGGAAAUUGAUAUGUGCCUGGAUAUGGACGUGUGCGACCAACUGUGUGUUCGUAAUAAUGGAACCUUCAUCUGUGAUUGCCAUGAGGGUUACAUGAUACGUCCAGGAACAGGAGAGUGCAUGGCAAAAGGAGGUGUUGCCCAGCUUGUGUUUAGCAGUUCUGAGGGGCUUCAUCUGGUCAGCACUGCUGGAUCGGAGUACAGGGAGAUAUCCUCAGGCUUGCUGGGGCCUGGAGCUAUGGCCGUCCUCGCAGAAAACCACACACUCUACUGGGCGGGACUGGGAAAAGGCUCUGUCUACAGGAUACCUAUGGAUGGAAUCUCUAAGAAGCCUGUUCUGUUGUUACAAGGCCACGGCGCUGUGCUGGGAUUGGCUGUGGACUGGGUCCGUGAGCUACUCUAUCUGACCAAUGCAAACAGUCACUCAGUGAAUGUUGCUGCAUUGGACGGCUCUUCACAACGGCUUCUGAUUGGAGGGUUGGACAGGCCAACCGGGGUGGCUGUGGAGCCGUUACUAGGUCUUGUCUUCUGGGCUGACAGUGGAACCUCCCCCAGGAUUGAGCGAGCAAGCUUGGACGGACACAACAGGACAGUGCUGGUGACCUCAGUCAUCUGGAACCCAGUUGCCAUUUCACUGGAUGGGCCACGGCUGCUUCUGUUCUGGGCUGAUGCUGGGAUGCGCACCAUUUCCAGAAUUGACUUUGAAGGGCGUCAUCGGAAAACAGUGGUUGAAUCGAAUGGAUACCUAGACAAGCCCUUUGGCUUAGCGGUGUUUGAGGGACGUGUUUAUUGGAGUGAAGCAACGACAAAGUCCAUCUGUUCAGCUGAAAAACACAAUGGCAGUCGCUUUCACGUCCUUCUUCACAGUAUAAAAUCUCCAGGAGGAUUAGUACUUGUACAUCCAGUUCUACAAUCCAAAGAAUCUGUUGUUUCUCAUCCAGUUCCAAAUCCGGCUCUGUCAGAUCACACCUUUGCCGGACUCCUUGCGGUUAUUGUCCUGCUGAGUGUGCUACUGGUGGGACUGAUCCUGUGGUGGUGGAGAGAGGAGUUUAGCCCCUCCAGAACCCUCAUCCUUCAAGACUUCUCUCUGAAGGAGUCCCAGGACCCCCUCAUCCACAUGCCAGCCAGAUGCCCUCAAACAUGUCCUAUCAAGGACACACUCCUUCAGCUGGACUUGGACCACGACUGAGUCCUGGCGUUGUGUACCAUCCUACACCACCAUGCCUCUGAGGGACUUGUCCUCCUGCUGUGUACCUGAUGAGACGAAACAACAAGGAGAAUUCCUGCACCUUUUCCAGUAAUCCUACCAGACCUAAUAUCUUUUCCUCGGAUAACAAGGUCCUGUAACACCUCUAAGACCAAUUCCAACCGAAUUAUAAAGUUAUUAUGUUGUGGUUUGACAAAGAAACAAAUAUGCUGUUUUCUUGUGUUAAGACAACCGAGGGCAACUACUCACUUAAGAACACUGUUAAUAUUGUCUGAUCUGUAGUUGUUUUUGACUAGAAUUUCUUGCAUAUACAUUAAACUGAUAAGUUUAAUUGAAAGUCAAUCAUGCCGGGAAUGGUUUUGUGUGAUCGGUUUGUUUCUUGGUUGGUGUCCUAGACUUUGUUUAGAACAGUCUGAACAAAAAUUGUAUAAUCACUCUUGAUAAUUUAAUCAGCACAAAAGCUGAAGUAUUAUUACAGUUAAUGUAAGAUGCAUAUCAGUUGAAUCUAGAACCUGCUGAACAAUUUGUUGAAUGUGUAUGAGCUAAUAUUUAUUUUUGAAGAUGUUUUUUCUUAGUUGAAAGAGUACACCCUGUAAACAAAGCAAUA
This is a messenger RNA of Osmerus eperlanus (European smelt), 2562 nucleotides long. Its product is annotated as low-density lipoprotein receptor-like. The record is from RefSeq and is a predicted model, not a curated record. Gene Ontology annotation, cellular component: plasma membrane. Gene Ontology annotation, molecular function: protein binding; calcium ion binding. Bases 66 to 1937 code for a protein of 623 amino acids. NCBI's taxonomy places the organism in Eukaryota, Metazoa, Chordata, Actinopteri, Osmeriformes, Osmeridae. The transcript has 13 exons.